UGUUUAUCUUUUCUUGUUCAGGUUUAAGAAAGUUGUACAUGUUGGACUAAAUUGAUGGAGUGUCUCUUGGGUUUCGCAUCUUCUCUUUCAAGAGAUUUAGUAUGUGGAGCAUUAAAUCAAUUACGUUAUCCUUGUUGCUUUAACAAUUUCGUCAAAAGGCUCGAACAAGAAGAGAGCGAUUUGAUUAUAACGAGGGAUAGUGUCCAAAAAUUUGUUGCGCAGAGCAAGAAACAAACGAAAAAACCUAGUGAAAUUGUGGACAAGUGGCUGGAAGAUGCUAACGAUGAUGUAUACAAUGUGAAUCAGUUGCUGAAAGAGGCAAAAACAAAAAAUCAUUGUUGCUUUGGGCACUGCCCAAAUUGGAUUUGGCGAUACCAUGUUGGAAAAAAUUUAGCAAAUAAAACUAUGGACCUCGAAAAGUUCAUUGAAAGUGGUAAAAAAUACGUGCCAUUUGACCGGAUCACUACGCUUCCUUCAAACACCCUUGAUACUCUUUUGGAAAAAUGCAUGAAUUUUGAGAGUAGACAAUCGGCAUAUGAGCAACUAUUGGAUGCAGUGAAAAAUAAAGAUGUUUCCAUGAUUGGGUUGUAUGGGAUGGGAGGUUGUGGUAAAACUACAUUAGCAAUGGAAACCAGGAAGUUCGUUGAAGCAGAACAUCUUUUUGACAAAGUUCUUUUUGUGCCUAUUUCUAGUACAGUGGAAGUUCGAAGGAUCCAAGAAAAAAUUGCAAGUUCAAUACAGUUUGAAUUUCCAGAAGCUGAAGAAAUGGAAAGAGCCCAAAGAUUAUGCUUGAGAUUAACUCAAGAGAAAAAUAUUUUUAUAAUUCUAGACGAUGUGUGGGAGAAGCUUGACUUUGGUCGUAUUGGGAUUCCUUCUUCUAAUCCCGGCUGCAAGAUUCUCAUUACCACUAGAUCAGAUUCAGUUUGUUCUUUAAUGGAUUGUCAAAGAAAGAUUUACUUGCCAAUUUUAACGGAGGAAGAAGCAUGGACUCUUUUCCAAAAUAAAGCAUUUAUAUCAGAAGGCACCCCUGAUACCUUAAAGGGUCUGGGAAGAUUAAUUUCCAAUGAAUGUAAAGGAUUGCCGGUUGCCAUUGCAGCUGUUGCUUGUAGUUUAAAGGGAAAAGAAGAGCCGGUAUGGAGGGUUGCAUUGAAUAAAUUGAAGCAUUCUAAGCCAAUAAAUAUUGAAAGAGGUUUGACUGAUCCCUACAAGUGCUUGCAGUUGAGCUAUGAUAAUUUGGAUACUGAAGAAGCUAAAUCACUUUUGCUGUUGUGCUCUGUGUUUCCUGAAGAUUUUGAAAUUGAAGUUGAACUUUUAACAAGAUGUGCAAUAGGAGUAGGUGUAGUUGGAGAAACUCUCUCAUAUGAAGAGGCAAGGAAUGAAGUGAUUGCAGCUAAAAUUAAGCUUGUUAGUUGUUGUUUGUUGUUGGAUGCAGAUUAUUAAUGUGUCAAAAUGCAUGACUUAGUUCGUGAUGUGGCCCACAUAAUAGCAAAAAAUGAGAAUAUGAUGAUCAAGUGUGAAGAGCAAAAAGAUGUUAUUGUGGAACAAAAUUCAAUCAGAUAUCUAUGGUGUGUGAAAUUUCCAAAGGAUUUGGAUUGCUCAAAUCUUGAGUUUUUAUUUUUACGGACAAAGAUGAAAGAACUUGAUGGGAUUUUCGAAAGAAUGGGAGUGCUCAAAGUUUUGAUUCUUGUCAAUGAUGAGGAUGGAAAAACUCCAUUGUCAACAGUAUCUUUCAAUACAUUAACAAAUCUUCGAGAUCUAUUAAUUUACAAUUGGGAAUUGAGCGACUUCUCAUUUUUAGGCGGUAUGAAAAAUCUUCAAAGUCUCUCGUUAUUUUAUUGUUUACUGCCUUCAUUUCCUGAAUUACAAACCAGUGUUGCAAUUACACCAACAGCCUUAAAAUUGUUAGAGUUGAAUGAAUGCGACAUUAAAGUGAAGAAUUUUGAAGUGGUGAAGAGAAUCCCGCUUUUGGAAGAGUUGUACAUUAUAGAUAUUGAAGGACAAUGGUAUGCUAACAGUGAAGACAAUAUUGAAUUCUUUAAGACGUUUAGUGUACCUGAAACUCUACAAAGGUAUGGAAUUGUAUUAGGAUCUCGUUAUUUUGAUGGUGGUAAUUUUAAAGAAUUUUCCUCAUAUGAUAGAACUUUAUUACUUAAUUAUUUUGACGUAUCAAAUGAGGUAAUGAAGGGUUUGGCAAAAAAUGCAAAGGAUCUAUUUGUAAGAAAUAUUCACAGAGGCGCAAAAAGUAUCAUCCCUGAUAUAUUUCAAAUUGAAGGAGGAGGUUUGAAUGAGUUGAAUACGUUGGAGAUAUGUGAUUCUGAAGAGUUGGAAUGUUUGAUUGUUACUAGUAGUCACUCGAGUGAGGUGGUGACUCUUUUGUCCAACUUGCAUACGUUGAAAAUCAACUGCAUGGCAAAUCUAAAAGCUAUAUGGCAUUGUUUUCUACCUGUCAAUGGGCCUUUUAAGAACUUAGAGAAGCUGGAUUUGAGUGUUUGUCCACGGCUGACUUCUCUCUUCACGUAUGUUGUUGCUCGGAGUUUGGUACAAUUGAAAAUAUUAAAAAUAUCAAGAUGUGAUGAACUGAAGCAUAUAGUAGCAGAUGAUGACAAAACGGGAAAAGGUCAAGAUGAAUUCACCACAGGACAUCCUGUACAAAUCUUCCAAAAUCUUCAGGAAGUAGAGGUAUAUAGCUGUCCAGAAUUAAAACAUAUAUUCCCAGCCAACAUUGUUGGAGGCUUAACUCAAUUGAAAGUUCUCGAGAUAAAAGAAUGUGACAUGUUAGAUCAAAUAAUUUCAGAUAUUGUUCCCUUAACAGACCAGGAUAGAAAAGAAGAACUUGAUGAAAUACUUGAGCAAGGAACUUUAUCCAACCUUGCAAACCUUAAGAUAACAUGUUGCGGGAAUUUAGACUCAAUUUUUACAGCAUCUAUAGCUAAGACCUUGACUUCUUUGGAAGAAUUGUACAUACAUGGGUGCAAAAGUUUGAAAGAUAUAGUAACUCACAAAAGGGUCAAUAAAAAUCAGGAGGAAAUCAUUGUUGAGGAUGAGCAUGAUUGUCAGAGUGAUAUUUCAAUCUUCCAAAGUUUGAAAAAGCUACAUAUCAGUGAAUGUGACUUAUUGGAGGGUAUAUUCCCCGUUUCUUUUGUUGGAGAAUUGAAUGAUAUAACAAAUAAAGAGGAUGCUGAUUUGAAAGACUUCUCUAGUCGAAAUAAUACUCAAAUUGAGCUUCCUGCUUUACAAGUACUUGAACUUGAUCAUAUUAGGGAUAGAAUAAUUGUUGGUAGUUAUCAUGUGAUAUGUCCAUCUUUAAGAACACUAUCAUUGAAUAUUGGGAGAUAUGUUGGAUUUUUCAACAUAAAUUGUUCAACAGAUGCUUCAGAAGCUACAAAAAGAGAUUUUAUUGCAAUCAAGAUAUCGAACUCGGAUGUUGUUUCCCCGGUUGAAAGUGUUGAAGAAUGUCUUUCAAAACAACCACAUGGUUUGAACUUGAUUAUGAUACACAAUAUUAGAGAGAUUAAACUGAAAGGCUUUGAUAAGGCAAGGUACCUUUUUAAACUGUCCAUUGCUUCAUCAUUGAUGUUGGAAAUUUUGAGAAUUUCGGAAUGUGAUGGACUUGAGUACAUUAUAGACACUGAUGAUGAAUAUGGCACAGAGAAUAUGAAGGCUAUCUUUCCUAACUUAAAAGAGCUCUCAGUGUAUAAAUGUUUGCGGUUGAAAUAUAUGUUUGGCCAAUAUCACGAAGCGAAUAAGGAUUAUAAGGAGAUUCAUAUUCAAUUAUCAGCAUUGGAAAUACUCUCUCUUAAUGAUCUACCAAACUUUGUUAGCAUUUGUUCUACCUACACUCUCACUGUGACGUGGCCAUCUUUGAAGAACUUUCAUUGUAACAGUUGUUUCUAUCCCUUUUAUGGUUCUGUUAAUUGUUUGACGAUUAUCACAAUAUAUAUUUUUUUCCUUAAUGGACAUGAAAUGACUGAGCAACAAGUGAGUUUAAGGUUAAGGUAUUUGUCGUUGGAAUAUCUACCUCAAAUGACUUAUAUUUGGGUGGGUCCCAAGAAUUCAUUUACUCUCCAACAUCUUACCACAUUAAGAAUAAGGGGAUGUGGAAUGUUGGAAGUAAUCUUUCCUUCCUGUGUUUUAAGAAGCUUACCAGAGUUGAAGAGCCUAACCAUAUCAGAAUGCAUGGAACUGAAGCAGAUUGUAGGGUGUGAAAAAGAAGAAUCAAAGAAUUCUUUUACCUUUCCAAAUCUUAAAAGAUUAGAAAUAUUUGGAUGUCCAAAAUUAGAAGUAAUAUUUUCGAAGUAUGUUUUAAGAUGCUUACCAGAGUUGAAUCUUCUGCAGAUAAGAAAAUGCGAAAAAUUAAAACAAAUAAUUGAAGAGGAUGAAAAAUUGUCUAAUCAUAUUUCUCCUCAACCAUGCUUUCCAAAACUAGAAGCGCUGUAUGUUGGACAUUGCCACAAGAUGAAAAGAUUAUUCUCUGGAUCUGCAUCUAAUGACCUUCCCAAUCUUCAUCUUUUGAUCAUAAAUGGAGCCUUUGAACUAGAAGAUCUUGUUGGAUGUGAACAAGGAAAUUGUGACGAGAUAGGAAAACCUAAAGCUGAGCUUCCAAAACUCAAACUUCUAAUAUUUAUGCAUCUUUCAAACUUCCACCUAGAUACUCAUUUGUCGAAUUUAAAGAAUUGUGUUGUCUACAAUUGUCCAAAACUCUCUUUCACUUCAACAACUACUCUUGGGAAGCUUAUUGAAAAUUUUCCUUAUGAAGAAGAUUUUAAAAACACUGUAGUUGAAAGAUGGGAGUUUGAGGGCAUCAUAAGAUUAUUGAAUGAAGAUUCGACUAUGAGCGGUAGCAGUGAGUUCCGUUCAUCACAGGAGACUGGGGAUAUAGGAAAUGAGAGUAUUAAAGCUGCAGCAGAGGGAGCUAAGACAAAAUCUUUGUCAAAUGGUGUUGAAGACAUUAGCAUUGAAGGUGGUGCUGCAACUCACAUUGAGUCUAGUGGCAUGGACAUACCUGCACUAGAUUCAAAUCUUGUUGAACAAGAUGAUAAGAUGAAUGAAGGAAAGCCAGGAAUAGUGUUAAGUAAAGGAAUCCAAAUAGAAGAAGGGUUGAAUCUUUUGGAUAAACAAGAGGGAAUAGAUACUGUUUCGAACAACAACAGUGACAUUUCUCCAGAUAUCCGUAUAAGAUUGGGAGAAUAUAAACAUUUUGUUGAACUGGAUGAUGGACAAAUAUCUCUUCUGGUGGAGGCAAUAACAACAUAUCCUCAUCUUUGGAAUGCUUGUGAGAGGUUUAGUGAGCGCUUUCAAGCUUGGAGGUUGAAAAUUUUGGCAGAUAUGUUGUUGCUCCUUCAGAAGGAAAGUGGGGAUAGUAUGAUUCCUCAAAGAGAAAAAGAGUUCCAUAAAUUAUGUGAAGAAGCUAUUGAAGUUGGAUUUGAGAGUUCAUGGGUAGAGGAAAUGCGUCAACGUGUUGUGGCUAGGGAUCAUAAGCUGGGAGAGGACAUCGCUAAUAGACAAAUAGAUGAGAAUUCUAAGAGGUAUGACUAUUUAAAUUCUUAACUGUGUAAAGUAAAGAAUGAAUCUUACUGACUUUAUUGAUGCCAAUUAAAACGUAUAUAUGUUUCUCUUUAGAUAUACAUUUGAUGGAAAUGCAAUUCUUACAAGAUAAAAUAGCAUCAGUUUCUGACUAUUUUGUUCUUUGGCAAGGAAUUUAAGUUUGU
Vigna umbellata (rice bean) is the source of this 5708-nucleotide messenger RNA. NCBI's taxonomy places the organism in Eukaryota, Viridiplantae, Streptophyta, Magnoliopsida, Fabales, Fabaceae. The record is from RefSeq and is a predicted model, not a curated record.